UCAGCCGAGAGGAGAUGCACCCCACCCCAGCAGGACAGUUUGGAAGUAAAGCGGCCGACGCCCUGCCGCACAGCGGACCCCUUACGAAGGCGCCCUCUGCGGGGCGGAAGUGGGGAGCCCUCUGCCGACAGCGGAAGUUCCCGCCCCGGCCCCGCCUCCGCCCCCGGCUCGUGCGAGCUGGGUGUUUCCUGCCUCUCUCACUCCGGGCUUCGAGACUCCGGCGUCCUCCGACUUUUCAUGGAAGAGAUGUCAGGAGAAAGUGUGGUGAGCUCAGCGGUGCCCGCAGCUGCUACCCGCACCACUUCCUUCAAGGGCACGAGCCCGAGCUCCAAGUACGUGAAGCUGAACGUGGGCGGAGCCCUCUACUACACCACCAUGCAGACGCUGACCAAGCAGGACACGAUGCUGAAGGCCAUGUUCAGCGGGCGCAUGGAAGUGCUCACCGACAGUGAAGGCUGGAUCCUCAUUGACCGAUGUGGGAAGCACUUUGGUACGAUACUUAACUACCUUCGUGAUGGGGCGGUCCCCUUGCCUGAGAGCCGCCGGGAGAUCGAGGAGCUGCUGGCAGAAGCCAAGUACUACCUGGUCCAGGGCCUGGUGGAAGAGUGCCAGGCAGCCCUACAAAACAAAGAUGCUUAUGAGCCUUUCUGCAAAGUUCCUGUCAUCACCUCAUCCAAGGAAGAACAGAAACUUAUAGCGACUUCCAAUAAGCCAGCCGUGAAGUUGCUCUACAACAGAAGCAACAACAAAUACUCAUAUACCAGCAAUUCUGACGACAAUAUGUUGAAAAACAUCGAACUGUUUGAUAAGCUGUCUCUGCGCUUCAACGGAAGGGUCCUCUUCAUAAAGGAUGUCAUCGGGGACGAGAUCUGCUGCUGGUCCUUUUACGGCCAGGGCCGCAAGAUCGCCGAAGUCUGCUGCACCUCCAUUGUCUACGCCACUGAGAAGAAACAGACCAAGGUGGAAUUCCCUGAAGCCCGGAUUUAUGAGGAGACCCUGAAUAUUUUGCUGUAUGAGGCCCAGGAUGGCCGGGGACCUGACAAUGCCCUCCUGGAGGCCACAGGUGGGGCGGCUGGUCGCUCCCACCACCUGGACGAGGAUGAGGAGCGGGAACGGGAGCGGAUCGAGCGCGUGCGGCGGAUCCACAUCAAGCGCCCAGAUGACCGGGCCCACCUCCACCAGUGAGCAGGCAAGCGGAGCCAAGCCGCUGGCCCGCCCUCCCCCUCCCCGCUCCACACUCAGAUCCUGUCCCGGCUCCUGGGCCCCUCCACUUCCCCCGGAGUCUGGAGAUACUUUUCUAACAAACCAGAUGAUUGUUUUGAUGUUUCUCAACAAGGUGAUGGAUUGUCUUGACCCAGGUGAAUGCACCCCUGUUGUAGAACACGUCCAAGGUCGCUACUUUCCGUGAGAAGCCGAGAAGCCUUGGAGCCAGGCUCUCCUGGUUCUCAGAGGAAAAGUAUGAAUGGGUGUGAAGUGUACGUGAGAACUUUUAUUUCAGUAUUUAUUUUUGUGGGUGUUGACUACCUAUUUGAGCUUCUUGGGUGGCGUUCCCUCCAGGGUUUAGUUUGAUAGCUCCAAGAGGGAUCCCGCAGGUGGUGGCCACCAGAGGUGUGUGUGAGCUCCCUGUUUCCUAGCCCUCCCGCCCAGCACACUGGCUCCCAGUUCCUGUGCGCCAGACGGGGCCCAAGCCCCGCAGCUUUGCUCGCAGUGCCUUCUGCAACAGGAUUUCACACCCAUAGCUUCUUAGUAAAUUGCAGCUUGUAGCAGUGGAGAUGGGGCCUGAUGAGCUUCGUGCCUCUAAGUUGUUCCUAGUGUAGCUCCAGAUGCCCAGCUCUGUUUAAGGGGCAGGCCUGUUGCCACCUUGCGUGGGCCUGUGGUCUGGUAUUUGUUGGGACCCCGCAUCUCGGGCUCAGGGAAGAGCUGUCUCCGGCAGCCAGUGCUCUGCUCUGUUCUGGGCCCCUUCUACUUGCUCUCCUUGCUGAGCCACUCCAUUCCAGGAAGGCCAUGUGGCCUGGUAACAGGCAAACUGCUGCUCCGUGAUCCAUUCCUUCCUCCUCGGCCUUCUUCCCUGUUAAGCUAGACUUGCUGCCACAAGCGGAUGCCCUACCUUUUGCUCAGAAAUUAAAUGUGGCCCCAGGUUCUCUGUCCUCUGAGCCUGGUGUCCACUCACACCAGCAGCCCCAGGGCAGCUCACCCGUCUCAGGACAGCCAUCACCUGGGAGCUCCCCUUCAAGUCUUUGCCUCUGAGUUUUACACGGUAGGGAGUGGCCACCAGCGCACAGGUCCUCUUGGGCCCAGUUAGUGUCCACGUUCAUGUGUGUUAAGGGGAUGUGUGUGACUGUUGAUGGGGAUGUGUGCUUGUGGGCACAGGCGGCCCGCGCCGGAGCCCGGCUGUCUGCCUGGCGCUUGUGUCCGAUGGAUGUCUCGGUUACCUACCUCCCUGUCUCCUCUGCGCCCAGAAGGGACAGAAGUGAGUUGUGACUGAUAAUGGUGGUUGAGACUAGACUAGGUAGAGUAGUUCAAGGAGAUGCGGAUGUGUAGAAGGGAAUGGAUGGGUUUUGUCUGCUUUUCAAGGGAAACGUUACCGUCUUAUACCAAAGGUAUUCACGUGGGCAGCCUUUGACACAGUGUAUUCCAAAAAACGAGUUUAUAUUUUGAAAUGGUUUUUACAGCUUGGACUUUGUACGUACUGCCCUACUUGUGACAGUGUCUGCCUUUCUUUUGUAUCCAGCAGCAAAGCCCACAAUAAAACGUUAAAACAAUCAUGGUGGAACCUAAAAAUCAUGUAUCGGGUAGCUGCUUUUUAAACCGUGUGCGGGAAACUUUCAUGUCAGGCCAUUUGGCUUUCGUUAAGUGCUGAGAAAGGAGGGGCUUAAAAAUAACGUCUCGUAAAUAUUUUAUACUGUUUAAGUUGUAAACACCAACCCUGCCGUUUGGGUUGAACUUUUUUAGAAAGUUAAAGUGAAUGUCAGUUCUGAUGUUUUCUGUAGGAAUGGAAAAGCCAUCAUAUAAAUACUGUUUUUUAAAUGUGUAUGUGAAAAGUAAGUUUGUAGAAUGAUUUGUUUGGGCUCCUACACCUUAUUACCUAAUGUUUCUGGCAGUUUGUUUACUUUCACUUUUCCUCCGACUUUGCAUUUGUAGUUUUGAAUCUUUGCUCCCCUGGGCUGUGAGCAGAUUCAUAAGACAUUCCCCAGUGAAUGCGGCGACUGUUAGCUGCAUCUAGCCGUGAGCUGACAGAGUGGUGGCUGGGCCAAGCUCUGUUAUCCAGUAUAUUCUACAAAGAACUGAUUUUUCUUAUGCUAGCACUAAGGGCAAACAAAAGUCAAUAUUUAUAUUUAAGAACCAUGCAAGUAAAACACUGGUGUAAGAUUUGGUAAAGAGUUCAGUUUAUUACAUCGGAAUAGCUUACAGUUUUUUAAAAAGUGGAUCAGCGUUUGGUCCCUUGUAAUUGAGUUCAGUAUUUUUCAAAUUCGCCCUCUGAUUGUGGUGACUGGGGGCUGGUACCCGAGGCAGUUCCUGGCACAGCCUCUUCCGGGGCCUCGUGCAGUGGAUUAGGGGGUUAAUCGCUGUGCAGGCACCCCCGCCCUCAAUUAGGAGUGUUCACCUGUACCUUACAGCAGCUGUUCAGACCUAAGUGUGACCGACACUCAGCCCUUCCUCCAGAGUGUGUGCUAUCUUUAGGGCUCCACCCGAGUCACUGUAACACAUCUGUGCAUCACUAACCUUUCCAUCUCUCUGUGCUAUGAAAAAAAUGCUAUAAAUUUUAGAAGUAGUCGCUGUAUGUUGUACAAGCGUUUGUGGACAUAUGUAAAAUAAAAGUUACAUAAUCCCAUUUAAA
Equus quagga is the source of this 3838-nucleotide messenger RNA. It is a transcript of the gene KCTD10, whose product is annotated as potassium channel tetramerization domain containing 10. Gene Ontology annotation, molecular function: protein binding; ubiquitin-protein transferase activity. The coding region runs from base 238 to 1185 and encodes 315 amino acids. The transcript is spliced from 7 exons. NCBI's taxonomy places the organism in Eukaryota, Metazoa, Chordata, Mammalia, Perissodactyla, Equidae. Gene Ontology annotation, biological process: protein ubiquitination; proteasome-mediated ubiquitin-dependent protein catabolic process; negative regulation of Rho protein signal transduction. Gene Ontology annotation, cellular component: Cul3-RING ubiquitin ligase complex. The record is from RefSeq and is a predicted model, not a curated record.